This is a messenger RNA of Mizuhopecten yessoensis (Yesso scallop), 5411 nucleotides long. RefSeq names its product toll-like receptor Tollo. The record is from RefSeq and is a predicted model, not a curated record. Gene Ontology annotation, cellular component: membrane. The transcript has a single exon. NCBI's taxonomy places the organism in Eukaryota, Metazoa, Mollusca, Bivalvia, Pectinida, Pectinidae. Gene Ontology annotation, molecular function: transmembrane signaling receptor activity. Gene Ontology annotation, biological process: immune response; toll-like receptor signaling pathway. Bases 542 to 2578 code for a protein of 678 amino acids.
UAUACAAGACAUCAGGAAAGGUGGAUGUGUUCGAUUGGUAACAGGCAUCUUUCAUUAGAUCCACCUAGUUGGUUUAGUUCCAGGAAAGCUGUUUCGUGUAUAGGUCAAAAUAUGCACAGGAUCUAACGCAAGAAUGUUUACACCUGAAAGUGACAAGGAUAUCAAUGUGACAUCAUCAAAAACAAGGACACAUGAGUUGAUGAUUUGCAGAGUGAACCGGAUUUUGGUUUAUUCUCGGGAUUAAUACAUUCUGCCUAAAACAAACAUCAUGAUUGGCCAAGUCACUGCAGUAUGACCUCCGUCGUGUGCCGUUCUGAAUAUCAUCACAGGAAUUAAAUGUGAAUAUCUCUUUCAGAAGAAACUGAAAGACUGAUUUAUGAUGGAAUGUGCUUAUAACGUUUGAAAAAUGGAAGUACCAUUUUGAACAUAUUUCAGCGUAAGUGAACGAUACAUGUAGCAUCGAGUCGCUUAAACGACAUAAGAGCGUGUAUUUAUUUCAUUGAAUAUCAACCAUUUCUCUAUCAACAUUUCAUUCCCUUUCAUGAGCGGCAUUAUGGGGCGUUUUCAUUUACUCUUCAUUUCAUAUUUAACGACUUUGCUUAUGUACUGUGGUAUUGUUAGGUCCAUUGCAACCUUUUCUCCUUUAAAUGCAACAGAAAUUCCAGAGCCUGGUUUGGUUUCAAAGAAUCACUUUCUGCCGGUUGGCUGGGAAGAUAUGUGCACGCUGAAAGAAACAAAACAGAACAGUGUUUAUUUUCAAUGUUUUAUUGAUACUAAGUAUUCAGGUCUAUGGCGACUGGACGUUCUCAGAGACUGGAUAUCCACGUCAAAAUAUCGGUACCAUUUUCAUGUGUAUUGUUCUAGUUGGGCAAACGUGUCCAUUCCCUGGCCAGUAAAAUCACUACACCUGGUCAGUUUAGAGGUCAACGAAUGUUUGAUCACAGAUUUCCUGUCUGAAUCAUCAUUCGGGGAGACAUCUGCAUCAGCCGUUCCCGAUCAGCUUAUUGAUCUGAGACUCAUUAACAGUCAAAUAUUAAUCGGUCUUGUUGGAUUAAUUACUUACAUGAGUAAUAUUGCCAGUAUGCCAAAAGAUUUCAUCUGUGGUCAUGAGGAUACAAUCGUGGACGUGGCUUUACGAAACAUUACCUAUAUAUUUGACGAAAGCGAUAUCACUGCUUUUAUAGGAUCUUUUAAUGAAGAGGAAAAAGAAUCAAACGGAUCCACGCAUGCUCCUGUAAGUCUCGGAAGUAAAAUAAUGGAUGUUGGCAAAACAUUCUUGGACGAAAAUAGAAAAAUACAACACAAGUGUGACUAUGCAAAACUUAGAUACAUCGACCAAAGCAUUAGUGCCACAAAAUCCAGAUAUCAUAUUGAUGUGCUUACUGAAAAUUCGUUUUUCAAGGAAGUACGCGUUUAUAACAUGUCUCGGACGAAAAUGACUAUUUUGAAUUCCAAAUUCAAAACAUGGUGGAUGGAUUUUCCGAAAUUGGAAUUUCUUGAUUUAUCUUACAAUUACAUAGACGUGUUUGAUAUAGACACAACUGCUGUUGCAUGGGAUUUACCUCUACUUCAUGUCAACAUAAGCCAUAACAAUAUAACAAGGAUUACUGCAAAAUAUAUCACUAAAUUGGCUAGGCUGUCAGCUGUUUUGAUCCUUAAUCUUGAAGGGAAUCCAUUUCAUUGUGAUUGCAGUCCUGACAUGGAAAGAGUUGUAGAUCUUGUUCAAAAUGGUGACAUCUGGAUGAGUAAAUUGUAUUCACCAUACGCAUAUAUACGUAAUCUAAAGUGUGCUACCCCUGAAAGUGCAAAAGGGAAAACAUUUGUAAGUUUGACAAGAGCUGAUAUGUCAUGUGAGAUGACAUCAUACGCACCUAUAAUAAUAUUAAGCAUUGUGGUUGUGUUUCUUGUUGUUCUGAUUAUUGUCAUGGCAAGAUACAGGCGGGAAAUUCAAAUUUUAACAUACACCAGAUUUCACAUUGUCCUGUCCUGUCAACCACAGCAGAGUUUUCAAAACAAGAUAUAUGAUGCAUUUGUGUCGUAUAGUAGUGAAAACGAAGGAUGGGUAGUAAAAACUUUCCAAGCUCUUGAAGAAGAAGAGCACAUAAGAGGGUCAAACGGGUGCAACUUCCGGUUCUGUCUCCAUCAGCGAGAUUUCAUUGCAGGAAAAACGAUAUUUGACAAUGUUAUCGAUAGUGUAGAAUCCAGCCAUCAUACCGUUAUCAUUCUCUCAAAAUAUUUUUUGAACAGUCACUGGUGCAUGUACGAGUUUCAGGAAGCAUUUCAGCAAAGCAUCAUGGAGCGGAAACGUCACCUAAUUGUUGUACUGAUGGAAGAUAUCCCAGAGGCAGAGCUGCCAAAAGAACUGAAACGUUGUCUCAAAACUUUCACGUACAUCAGGAAAGACGACGCCAUAUUUCACGAUCGUCUUAUAUACGCUCUGGCCUUAAAGGGACAAAAAUCAGUCGCGGACGUCCCCAAGAAGGUCGAAAACCCUCCACCUAUAACCAUGGAGGACAAGGUGUCUGAAAUCAAUGGUUACUAUAACAUCGCAUUGGAACCUGAUGAUAUAACGGUAUGAAUAGAACAAUUGAAAUAUUCAUCAACAGUCUCCAUUGUAUGUGCUUCCUUGGAAGUACAAGUGUUCCUGAUACCAUUAAACCCGAAAACAUUAUGAUAUAAGAAGCACAAAAAGACAAUUAUAACAUUCAUCAACAGUCUCCAUUAUUUGUGCUCCCUUGGCAGUCCAAGUAUUUAUAAUACCAUUUAAACCCUAUGUUAUAACGAGAUAGUUAGCAUAAUUGCAAUAUCCAUCGAUAGUCUUCAUUAUAAGUGUUCCCUUGGAAGUACAAGUGUGCAUGAUACCAUUAAACCCGACUGUAUAAUGCUAUAAGUAGGUCAAAAAGACAAUUGAAAUAUUUCAUCAGCAGUCCUCAUUAUAUGUGCUCCCUUGUGAUACAAUUUAAACCCGAUGAUAUAACGAUAAAGAUAGAACAAUUGUAAUAUCCAUCAAAAGUCUAUAUGAUAUGUGCUCCCCUGGCAGAACCAAUAUUUAUGAUACCAAUUUAACCUGAUGUUAUAACGAUUAAGAUAGGUCAACAGAAAUAUUCAUUAACAGUCUCCAUUAUAUGUGCUCCCCUGUCAGAACAGGUGUUCAUGAUAUCAUUCAACAUCAUUCAAACGAUCUCGUAGUGCUUUAUUACAAUUAACACAAGCUAUAUACUGAGUCGCUUUAUGCAAAUAGUUUUUAUGUUAAUAAUUUUAUAAUUUUAUGAACUGAUAUGGAAAUGUUUUUGACGUCUGAUACUUUAUUAUCGCCAACAUGCUUAUGUUUGUUCAUUUAACCUGAUCCAGUAAAGGUAAACUCUCAAUUGGUUCGAAUAUGACAGAACCAGAUAACCAAAUCUAAGUAACCAUUGAUCAGAAAAGCUGAACUACACCAUGGGUCAUUAUUAUUAUUUACUGUUUUUCAAUGGUCCGGCCCUUUUAAAGCUUUUUUCACAGUUUUUUACGGCAUUUCAAUUUUGAUAUAACGUAUGGCAUAUCGCCUAUUUAAAAAAUAAUACUUGUGAAUGAAAUGUUGGGAAUAUUCUCCCGUGUAUUAUGUACAAUGAUGAACCAUUUUGAAACCAUAAUGAUCCCUGUCCCACUGUCUGUGGGUUUUUUCCCUAUAUACAGAAGCCUCCCGUAAACUUCCAUUUUGAUAUAACUGUAGAACAGUUGGGCAAGGAAACUUCCGUUGAUCAGGUAGCUCAAUCGGUUAGUCCGGGGUUUGAAUCCCGAUCUAGCCCCGAAGUAUUUACGCUCAGAGCACUGUUGUUGGUUUCAGCUGUAUUAUUUCUCAUAGAAGUCCCACAAAGUAUUUUUUUUUCUUUAAAAUUGAUCAAUUAAAACUAUAGUCAUGCCGGGAAAACAGCUCCCUAUACUUACUUACAGUUUCUAGCAGUGGGACGAGUGUCCUUAAAUAGGCCUUAAUAACAUUAAGCUUGAUACAACCUAGCCCGUGAAUCGGUUGCUUUGUAUACAUCUAUCAAGUAUCUAUAUAUAAACAAAGUAUUAAUACAAAUUAUCGUAUUCCGUCUGAAUUGCUAAAACAAGCCAAGUCGCCAUGCAUAUUGAACUGCUUGCGAUCGAUUUGACUCUCAUAACUUGUAUUUUGAGUUUUAAUUACCAUUUUAAUAGCGUAUAUACAUUUUAUUCAUUUUAUCAUUAAGCUGGGAAUGCUUGUUAAAAAUAAUUCCAGGUUGACCUCUAACCUGAUUGGUUGAACCCCUUAAAACCUACACUUAUGUCAGACUGAUACAUUUACGUAAUUUUUGACUUAAUAAAAAUUGAUCAAAUAGCUCAUGCAUAACAUGUUUGUCAUCUGUAGAAACUGUUGCUAUGAAUUUAUAAAUUGUGAUCAAAGGAUUUGUAUAUAUACAAAAACGAACGUCAGAUACAUUUAACGGGCAAAUGAAUGUUGCGUAACUCUUAAUCUAAGCUUUUUACAUGUAUGAAAUUUAGGUAUGCUUUUUAUGUUUGUGUUUAUCCAACCGACGUAACGGAUUAAUUCAAUAUAGACACAUUCUUCCUGGAGGGAAGACAAACAUUAUGUAACAGGUUAAAAAUGGUUGUCCAACUUCAAUGAACAUCUUAGAUUGUCAACUUUAUUUAAUAUCUUUAGAUCGAAAUUCGGUUUCUGAUAUAUUUAUAUGUAUAUAUUUAUUAUUGUAAAGAAUUAAAGUGAUCAUGGUACUGAUGUUUAUAUGAAAGUUAAUUUGAAAUACACUUCCUCAAAACGCCUAAACUGAAUUGCAAAUAUCUUUAAAGUUGACAAUACAACAUGAUUGAUAUAGGUAUAUCAAUUAUACCGAUGAAGAGUUUAAAACCUAAUUAUUUUUAUGAUUUUCAGCUUCUGAAUAACGUUAAAGUAUUAUUAUUAUCACCAAAAAAGACGUUAGGACACAUUUAUUUCCUAUUAGUCGAAAUAUCCGAACAACGUUAAUAUGUACUGUCUUAUAUAGCCGUUUUACGAUCAUGACGGACUUGUGUCACACAAUUGUAUUAGCGAAAUCUGUUGUCAAAUGAUUAUGCAUAAUGUGACAGAAUGACAGAACAUAUUGUAUAUAUAAAUUUGUUAUAAUUUGUGUUACUAUAUAUUCCAUAUAAGGAUCCCUGUCCCGCUCCAUUGUGGUUUUGCCUAUAUACCAUAACCUCCCCUUAACUUCCAUUUGGUAUAACUGUAACACAGUUGGACCAGGACACUGCCACCGACCAAAUCAGUUAGAGCGAUUGUAUAUCAAUAUGAGGUCCAGGCUUCGAAUUCCGAUCUAUUCUCGAUGAAUAUGUUUUUACACCCAGAACACUGUUGUUUAUUUCAUCUCUAUUUUUUCUGAUACAAGUCCCACAAGGUAUGCUUUCCAUUUCAGAAA